Molecule: messenger RNA, 1035 nt
Organism: Laetiporus sulphureus 93-53
Lineage: Eukaryota; Fungi; Basidiomycota; Agaricomycetes; Polyporales; Laetiporaceae
Product: NAD-P-binding protein
Exons: 4
Coding region: 1-1035 (344 amino acids)
Molecular function (GO): oxidoreductase activity, acting on the CH-OH group of donors, NAD or NADP as acceptor
Source: RefSeq, a predicted model, not a curated record
AUGCCAGUGGUCACCUCAGGCAAAGUCCUCGUCACCGGCGCGAAUGGCUUCAUCGGCGUCUGGGUAGUAAAAUCACUGCUUGAGCAGGGUCACGCUGUCCGAGGAACCGUGCGCUCGGAGAGAAAGGCGAAACAUCUUCGCCAUGCAUUCGCCCAAUAUGGCGAUAAGCUCGAGCUCGUCAUUGUUGCAGACAUUAUCAAGGAGGGAGCGUUCGACGAGGCCGUUAAAGGCAUGGAUGCGAUCGAGCAUACCGCCUCGCCUUACCACUUCAAGGCUAACGACCCCGAUGAGCUCAUUAUACCCGCUGUGCACGGUACAACACGCGUACUCGAGUCCGCCCUCGCGUACGGUUCCUCCAUAAAGCGGAUCGUCGUCACCUCCUCCGUGGCCGCCGUCUUGGAGACCCUUCCCGAGCCCAAGGUAUUCACGGAGGCAGACUGGAACGAUGGCUCCGUUGCGGAAGUGAAGGAGAAGGGCCUCGCAGCGAGCCAGCCAGGGAAGUACCGCGCGAGCAAGACUUUGGCGGAACGGGCUGCGUGGGAGUUCGUCGAGAAGAACAAGGACAAGAUUGGUUGGGACCUUGUCGUGCUGAACCCGCCUCUGGUGUUUGGGCCAGUGCUGCAUGAGGUGGAGUCUACCGAUGUGCUAAACGAGAGUAUGCACGCCUGGUACCAUACCGUGUUCAAGGGGUCGCAGGACCCGAAGUCGCUGGGCAAGAACGGGAUGGCGUGGGUCGACGUGCGCGACCUCGCAGAUGCUCAUGUCCGCGCGAUUCAGACAGAGGAAGCCAGCGGUCAACGCUUCAUCCUCAGUUCUGGUCCCUUCAAAUGGCAGGAUUGGGUGAUCGCAUCACGAAAGUGUGGCGCAGACGCGCCGGAGGGCGACACGACCUACGAUCCAGCCAAAGCGGUGCACCACAUGAUCUUCGACAACACGAAGAGUGUCAAGGUGCUCGGGAUGAAGUACCGCAGCAUUCAGCAGACAACAUCCGACAUCAUUGAUGACUUUAAGAAGAGGGGCUGGGUGACAGCUUAG